CUGGUCUCGGCGAUGACAAGUAUAAUUUGAGAGAAACAAACCUCGACGCCGCAUAUUUGCUGAAUUUACAAAAGAAUAUAAACUACAAAUUCAUAAAAUUAACAAAAAAUGGCUCGACGUUAUGAUUCUCGCACAACAAUAUUUUCGCCCGAGGGCCGUCUCUACCAAGUGGAGUACGCCAUGGAAGCUAUAUCGCAUGCCGGCACAUGCCUCGGUAUUCUGGCAGAAGAUGGAAUUGUGCUUGCAGCCGAGUGCCGCAGCACAAACAAGUUGCUCGACAAUGCGAUUCCAUCGGAGAAAAUUUACCGUCUAAAUGAAAAUAUGGUCUGUUCCGUGGCAGGCAUAACAUCCGAUGCAAAUGUGUUGACCUCAGAGCUGCGCCUCAUCGCCCAGCGCUACCAAUUCAGCUACGGCGAGGUGAUUCCAUGCGAGCAGCUCGUCUCUCAUUUGUGUGACAUUAAGCAGGCGUACACCCAAUAUGGUGGCAAGCGUCCGUUCGGCGUUUCGUUGCUGUACAUGGGAUGGGACAGCAAGUAUGGUUAUCAGCUGUACCAGUCGGAUCCCAGUGGCAACUAUGGCGGCUGGAAGGCGACUUGCAUUGGCAACAACUUUGGUGCAGCUAUUUCUAUGCUGAAGCAAGAGUUAGCCGAUAAGGAGAGCAUAAAAUUGGAAGAAGCCAAGGAUCUGGCCAUUAAGGUGCUCAGCAAGACUUUGGAUACCACAAAGCUGACCCCAGAGAAGGUGGAAAUGGCCACCCUGCAGCGCAUCAACAAUGCGACUGUCUACAGCAUUUUGGAGAAGCCCGAUGUGGAGAAAUUGAUUGAGAAGUACAACAAACUGGAAGCUGAGGCAGAAGCCGCCAAAAAGGAGAAGCAAGCUCAGCAGCAGUCAAAAUCUUAAAUAGUUUUUUAAUUUGAUUGAAAUGGCGUUAAUUUUGUAUGUGAAAUAAAAUUUCAAAAUUA
Molecule: messenger RNA, 962 nt
Organism: Drosophila mojavensis
Lineage: Eukaryota; Metazoa; Arthropoda; Insecta; Diptera; Drosophilidae
Gene: Prosalpha3
Product: proteasome subunit alpha type-4
Exons: 3
Coding region: 109-900 (263 amino acids)
Biological process (GO): ubiquitin-dependent protein catabolic process
Cellular component (GO): nucleus; proteasome core complex, alpha-subunit complex; proteasome core complex
Source: RefSeq, a predicted model, not a curated record